AUAGUUAAUUGGUAUACUUAGUAGUAAUAUUUUCUUCUCUCCAUGUUUCUCAAUCAUCUAGAACGCAUUCGAAGAAUAGGAAUUGUAGAAUGCAGCGAAGAAUGCGUUCAAACUUUCCUCAAUAGAAUUAAAAACAUAUUAACCGUUCAAAUACACCAGAUAAAAGAACAACCACCUAAAAAAGAAAUAGAAGGAGAAGAAAUCAUGUCAUUCCUCAAUAAUUUCGUGCAAUUAUGUAAACAAAACGAAUUCACGAAUCUCAAGGAAAUUGCAGAAGUUGGAGAAAGUUGGAUCGGCAUAUACAGCGGUGUUUAUGAUACCAUCUACGAUAUUUACGCGAACCUACCGACAAAAGAUGCGUUAGAAAGUAUGGAUCGAGAAUUGGCGACUGCCUUUUUCGAUUACGAAAGCUGUAUACAUUGGGAAGCCGGUUUGAAGACUGGCUACGAUGAACCACUUUAUGACUGGUUGGAGAAAAAUGCGCUGCCACCUACUAAAAACAAGCUUGCCAGAGUUCUCAUGCAAAAUCCAGAUGAACUUCAGUCACCACCACCUGAAUCUCACCCUGUAGAUAUGGUUCAGAUUCUUACGGAUGAAUUGGGACCUGGUAUGGUGGUCGCCAAUCCUGCUCAACCUAAUAAUAACGAUGGACAACAUGAAAGUAGCCAUAUUAAUUACGAAGGUGUUCCACAAUUUUUCCAAUAAGGCGAUGAUAUUUGUAUAAUUGACUUGAAAAUAAAAUUUAGAUUAUUUGAAAAAAA
Messenger RNA from Planococcus citri (citrus mealybug), 761 nucleotides. RefSeq lists its product as uncharacterized. Bases 43 to 705 code for a protein of 220 amino acids. NCBI's taxonomy places the organism in Eukaryota, Metazoa, Arthropoda, Insecta, Hemiptera, Pseudococcidae. The transcript has 8 exons. The record is from RefSeq and is a predicted model, not a curated record.